Funneliformis geosporum is the source of this 885-nucleotide messenger RNA. The record is from the annotation of a GenBank genome assembly. Lineage: Eukaryota; Fungi; Glomeromycota; Glomeromycetes; Glomerales; Glomeraceae.
AUGUCAGAUUGGUUAAAUUUUUUUGGUUGGGCAUUUCUCCCUAGUUUAGUUACAAAUUGGAUUCAAAAUAUAUAUUAUAAAAUAGUUUAUUCAGCAGGAGCGAAUAUACCAAAACGUGGACAAGCAAAACACGCAUUGCAUCGCAAAAGAAUUUACAUUUUUGUCGUAUUGGCCUAUUUAAUUUAUACAGUUGUUGAAGUAAUUCGUUCCAUACCUCCAAGUUAUUAUAAUAUGCUUGGAGUUAAUCAAGAUUUUACUCCUAAAGAACUUAAAUCUAAUUUGAGAAAACUAUUUGGACCGGACAUAAAUACUUGGAAUAACUGUAGAACGAUUCGAGAUUACCUAUCAAUUGGAAGAAAUUAUUUUACAGGAUUUUAUUUAGGAACGGGACUUAUUUUAUUUAUCAUAAACAUAUUAGGAAAAGGACAAUUUGGUAGAUUUUGGAGAUUUGUAGUAUUUUUUGGUAUGGCAUGUAUUGAGGCUUCAUUAAUUUUACAUCCAAAACCUUCAACAUUUUUAACGUAUAUAACGAGUAAAUAUGUGAUCUUUGAAAAGAUUACAAUAUUUCGACAACUUUUUAUUACAAUCUUUAUUGCACUUUCACAAGUUGGACCUGUAUUAUUUCCUUCAGAUAAUACAGAAGAUUUACGCCCAACUCUUCAUAACCUUGAAAUUUUAAGUAAUGCUGCCAAUGAAGAUGUUAAAAAUCAACUCAAAUCAGGAUUUUAUCCUUUUCAAAAUGAUACAAAUGCUCAAAAUGACUUAAAAAGAAAAAUGGAAAAAUUGGUGGUGGAUACUUAUUUACGUCAGAACGAUGCUGAAUUUGUUCAAAUGUAUAGUCAAGUUCAUCAACGUAUCGUAUCUAGUCGUAAAAAACACAAAUGA